Messenger RNA from Bemisia tabaci, 2663 nucleotides. Its product is annotated as LIM homeobox transcription factor 1 alpha. Gene Ontology annotation, molecular function: DNA-binding transcription factor activity, RNA polymerase II-specific; RNA polymerase II transcription regulatory region sequence-specific DNA binding. Gene Ontology annotation, biological process: regulation of transcription by RNA polymerase II; neuron differentiation. Gene Ontology annotation, cellular component: nucleus. The record is from RefSeq and is a predicted model, not a curated record. Lineage: Eukaryota; Metazoa; Arthropoda; Insecta; Hemiptera; Aleyrodidae.
UGCAACGCGCUGUCCCUAUCGUCGCACCGUCCCUUCAUCACCAAUUGGAAUAGUCUUUUUUUUUACUUAAAUAUUUUCAUAUUCGUGCGUUAUAACCGGUCAAGUUUAAAUGUAGACGAGUCUUUGAAAGAAAGAACCGGGUUUUGUGCACCAAUUCAGUGCGUACAUAGAUUGUUUUCCCGAUUAAUAUACAGUGUUAGAAACGGUAAAUGGUUCUUCUGUGUGUGCACGCGUAGUGGUGAGGAUGCAUAAGUGAUGCGUAGGCAGCAGAAUCAAUGACGCGGUUUUCCGAGCUCCAGUUAGUUGGCUGAAGUCAUCGAUGGUUAAAUUUUUGAGAUACCUACUAAAUGGUUGAUAUCUUAGAGAAUCAAAGUGGUUAAACGCGAGGUGUUGGAAAAGUUGCUGCGGUGAGCAAUAUUUUGGUUAAUGAGAGAUAAACUUAUCUCCUCGGGCGCCUGUCUUACUACAACAUUACAUAAGGUCGGUAAAAUAAUUGUUGCAAUUUCGGGGCAUUCUCAUGAGAAAGUGUAAUUUAUCGAAGUAAAAAGUUUAAAUAGUUGCCGCUGAGUUUGGAUACGUUGUUAUUAUAUUUUGGCCGUAUCCGACCUAAUUUUAUUUUAUUUCGCCUCUGUGAUUUUCCUCCACUCUCGAAAAUUAUAUCUUUUCCACCAUGCAGACUCAAUUUUUCAUAAACUAGCGACAGUUUCAUCUGAGCAUAAAUUCCAUCAAGAGAGUUUGCAACAUAAGCUGUGCUUGGAAGUGCAUACGUUCAAAAACCUUUAUGUUAUUGGCUUAAUUGAAGUUAAUGGUAUUGGAUAGUUCCGUGACGUAAACUCAUCGAAAAUCAGCAUUAGUGUGUACGGAGUUAUAUACGAGUGUGGAACUCGCUGGUGAAAUCAGUGAAGGUGUCAAGUGUGAAUUCUCUAUCACUUAUACGUGAUAGAUCAGCGACGUUUGAAGGAAUUUCUUAAGAAGCGGGCGGAGGGGGCAGCGUGGCGGAAAAUGGACUGAAUCGAUGAUGUGGCCACGGAGGUAUCUUUUCGGACAAAGAUCUCUAGGAGACGCCACGGUAGAAACGGACGUAGACAACGAAAAUUGCUAGCGUCCAGAAUCAGAGUCGCCAGCUAUUCUGCUACUGGUGUUCUAUGAGCUGCUUCGACCAUGGUUCAAAGUAUGGUAGAUUCUCUGCAUCCCUGUAUCACCGGCCCAGAGGCGAUCAAAAGCGAGAAAUGCUGGGAGGUGUGCGAGGGCUGCGGGCAGCAGAUCCAGGACCGCUUCUUGAUGCGCGUCGGGGUGGGCGAGGCGUCUUGGCACGAAUCCUGUCUCGCGUGCAGCGUCUGCGCCUCCCCUCUCUCCCGCUCUUGCUACAUCAGGGACAACAAGCUCUUCUGCAAACCCGACUACGACAGGUUGUUCGGGGCCAAGUGUCUACGCUGCGCCGAGCGGGUUCUGCCGCACGAGAUGAUCAUGCGAGCCCAGAACCACAUCUUUCACCUUCAGUGCUUUGUGUGCGUCAUCUGCUGUCAGCCCCUCCAGAAGGGCGAGCAGUUCGUCCUCCGUGCCGGACAGCUUUUCUGUAGGCAAGAUUUCGAAAAAGAAAUGUUCCUCCUUCAGCAAAGCCCUUCAGAUGAGUUGCUGCUAGACGACACAAGCCGACCUCGCGACGGUAGGAGAGGCCCGAAAAGGCCGCGGACGAUCCUCACCUCAGCGCAAAGGCGGCAGUUCAAAGCCUCCUUUGAAGUCAGCCCGAAACCCUGUAGAAAGGUUCGAGAGGCACUGGCGAAAGACACGGGUCUGAGUGUGCGGGUAGUGCAGGUGUGGUUCCAGAACCAGCGAGCCAAGAUGAAGAAAAUCCAGCGGAAGGCCAAGAUCGAGACGGACAAGUCCAGCUCGGAGAAGGACGAGAAGAGUGAUGGACACGGGCACGCCAACAUCAAGCAGGAAUCAAUCAACAGUGACCACAGUGAGUGGGAUCAUUAUCUGAGCCUAAGCAGCCUCAACAUGCACGACAGUGGGGACGCCCCAUUUCUCUCUGGUUCCGGACAACCCCUGAACCCAAACCAACCUUAUUCGCCGGAUGACGGAUACCCCACACACUCUGGAGACAGCUUUUGCAGUUCGGACAUCUCGCUAGAUGGGAGCACUAACUUAGAUGAGGGAGGUUCUGAUUCUUUGUCCCUCCCGCCACCAAGCCAUGAAGGAAUUCUCCACGGCACAUUAGGCCAAGUUAAUCCCAUUGACAAAUUAUAUCUCAUGCAGAACUCGUACUUCAGUAACUCUGAGCAGUGAAGAUCAAGAAUCAUGGACAAAUCUACAGAGAAGAAUCAAGAAGAUUAUUGUGGUGCAUUAAGCAAAAAUGAGGCAUUUAGAUUUGAAUAUUUCCAUUGAUAAGUAUGGCGUGGAUGCUUGUGUGUGGCAAGAUUGUAAAUAUUUUAGCGCAUACCUUGGGUAGAAAGAUUUUUUUAUAUGGUGCAAAUGAAUAAGGACAUACUUGAAGAGCUAAUGGGAGAUGAAAUUUAUAGACUGCAGAUCUACAUGAUCUAUGUGAUGAUCUACAUGAUUGGAUUUGAAAUUCUCUCAAGUCAUGAGUAGUUUCAGAGAGAGAAUCAGAGAUUGCUGAGGAAAUCGGAUAAAUAUUUUUCCCUCCAAGUCAGAAAAAAACC